This is a messenger RNA of Gigantopelta aegis, 3280 nucleotides long. RefSeq names its product DNA repair protein XRCC3-like. Gene Ontology annotation, molecular function: ATP-dependent DNA damage sensor activity; ATP binding; four-way junction DNA binding. Bases 84 to 1502 code for a protein of 472 amino acids. Gene Ontology annotation, cellular component: replication fork; Rad51C-XRCC3 complex. The record is from RefSeq and is a predicted model, not a curated record. The transcript is spliced from 9 exons. NCBI's taxonomy places the organism in Eukaryota, Metazoa, Mollusca, Gastropoda, Neomphalida, Peltospiridae. Gene Ontology annotation, biological process: telomere maintenance via recombination; t-circle formation; resolution of mitotic recombination intermediates.
UCCGAAUGCCAAACAGUACUUUAAAGUUUGGUCACUUGGCGCAGAAUGUGAACUUUGAAAUUGUAAAAACAUUUUAACAUUCAAUGUCAAUCGAACAAUUAGAUAUACAUCCAAGAAUUCUGAAAGCUCUUAGAAAAGUUCAUCUUGUAAAGUUUGAGAAAAUACUAAGUCUCUCGUCGCCUGAUGUUGCCCGGAGUACCGGCCUCUCUACCGGGGAUGUGCAAGUCUUACAGGAGGCUGUGGCAGAGGCCAUUCCUAAACCACCUGUCAUUACUGCUCUGAGUAUUUGGAAUGGGUGCUCUGAUGAGUUUAAGGUCAGAAAGCUUUCGACUGGCUGCACUGUGUUUGAUAAACAUCUGAGAGGUGGCUUUAUCUCGCGGGGAAUCACAGAAAUCUGUGGAGAGAGUGCAAGCGGUAAAUCUCGAAUUAAAGUUCAUAUAGGCCUGUUUACAGACAUGGGUUCUGUCACCAUGGAGGCCAAGGUCUUUACUUUCUUCAACUCGGGGUCAUCCGGAGAAAGAGUGAGAUCGUCUGUUACUCUAUCUGCUGGUGAAUUUACACUAUUCCAUAGAAAUUCUGGUCCUGUUAACCACUUGGAAUUCAUGAAAUCUGUGACACUUAUGCCACGUGAUGCAUCGUCUGCUGGAUUCUCUUCACCCUUGAGAAGGAUCGGUAUGUUCUCUGAUCUGCUGCACACGCGGUACUCUCCGAAUGCUUGUUAUUUUGUGUCCUGUGCUGUACCCCCAGGAGCUGUGUAUCUGUGUACGGAGGAUGUGUUUCCCAAUAAGAGACUGUACCAGCUGAUCCAUCACUUCUCCAACAAGUGGGCGUCGCUCCUACAGGAACACGGCCGUCUCGGAGACAAGAUCUUCGUGGAACACGUCGCUGAUCUGGAUGGUUUGCAGUUCUGUAUUCACAAGAAGUUCCCAGUGUUGCUAGCCAAGGGUGUGGUCCAACUGAUAGUGAUUGAUUCUGUGGCUGCUCUUUUCCGCUGUGAGUUCGACACGGGUCACAUGAUUCAACGAGCUAAACACCUUAGUUCCUUUGCAGCACAACUACACAGACUGGGCUACCAGUACAACAUUCCAAUCAUCUGUGUUAAUCAGUAUGGCCGUCUGGUGAUUGUAAUGCACAUACCUCUGAAAAGUAAAGCUUAUGGAGACGAGCUGUCCAUGGAAAUACACCUUAGUUCCUUUGCAGCACAACUACACAGACUGGGCUACCAGUACAACAUUCCAAUCAUCUGUGUUAAUCAGGUCUCUGCCAAUAUGUCAUGUACUUCUAACACAGGUAGAGUAAGCAGGCAUAUUCCAUCUCUGGGAUUAACGUGGGCCAAUCAAGUGACGUCACGAUUCAUGCUGUCACGCACAGAUCAGCAACUCACUGGCCCAAAUGAUACAGAGAGUGUUGUACGACUGUGCGAAGUGAUGUUUGCACCAAAUCUGCCUCGUGUGACAUUUCCAUUUGUUGUAGACCAGCAGGGAGUGAAGGGAGUAGGCUAGAAGAGAAGUGCCUGUGGAGGGUUGAGGGAAUAGAACUGAAGGGAAUCUAUGGAGUAGAUAAGCAGGGGUUACGAGAGUAGGGGUUAAGAGAGUAGGCCAGCAGUGAGUCCAGGAAUUUGACCAGUGUAAGAUCUAGUGAGUAAACCAGUGGGUGUGGUCAAGAUAAUAGUCUAUUGCUAGUAUUGGGGAGUUGAGAUAGUAGGCUAGUGGGGAUUUUGUCAAGGGAGUAAGCCAAUGGGGUGGGUUAGUGGAAUAGACCAUUGGGGAGUCACAAACGUAGCCAGUAGGGUAGACAAUGUCAUGGGAAUAGAUCAGCGAGGAGUCAAGAGUGAUGAUUUGAGGGAAUAAGCUAGUAAGGAACCAUGGAAGUAGGUAAAUGGGGAGCCAUAGGAGAAGACCAUUUGAUAGUCGAGAGAGUAGACUAGUGGCCAAUAAAGGGAGUAUUCAAUAGGGUUAAGGUGGUGGACAUAUCAGGAGUCAAAGGGUGUGGGUGAGUGGGGAGUCAUGAAAGUAGACAUGUCUGCAGCUGUACAGUGAGGAGAUGAAGUAAAACAGUAGGAUGUCAGGAUUGUAGACCUGUGGGCAAGUAGAUCAUUGGGAGGCUGGGGGAAGUACACCAUCAUUGGGGAGUGGAGUGAGAAGACCAUUGGGGAGUGGAGAAGUAGACAAGUAGGAAGUGAAGUGAAUAGACACACAAGUUGGGAGUCAGGUGAGAAGGAAGUAGGCCAGUGGGGGUGGGGAAUUAAGUGAGUAAACCAGUGGGUAGUUGAGGCAGUAGGCCAGUGGGGGUGGGGAAUUAAGUGAGUAAACCAGUGGGGAGUUGAGGCAGUGGGAGUGGGGAAUUAAGUGAGUAAAACGGUGGGAAGUUGAGUAAGUAGGCCAGUGAGGGUGGGGAAUUAAGUGAGUAAAACAGUGGGAAGUUGAGGCAGUGGGGGUGGGGAAUUAAGUGAGUAAAACAGUGGGAAGUUGAGGCAGUGGAGGUGGGGAAUUAAGUGAGUAAAAUGGUGGGGAGUUGAGUAAGUAGGCCAGUGAGGGUGGGGAAUCAAGUGAGUAAACCAAUGGGGAGUUGAGUAAGUAGGCCAGUGGGGGUGGGGAAUUAAGUGAGUAAAACGGUGUUGAGUUAAGUAAGUAGGCCAGUGAGGGUGGGGGAAUCAAGUGAGUAAACCAGUGGGGAGUCGAGGCAGUAGACCAGUGGGUGUGGGGAAUUAAGUGAGUAAACCAAUGGGGAGUUGAGUAAGUAGACCAGUGGGGGUGGGGAAUUAAGUGAGUAGACCAGAAAGUAGACCAGUGAGGGUGGGGAAUCAAGUGAGUAGACCAGUGGGGAGUUGAGCAAGUAGACCAGUGAGGGUGGGGAAUCAAGUGAGUAGACCAAUGGGGAGUUGAGUAAGUAGGCCAGUGAGGGUGGGGAAUCAAAUGUUUUUAGAACUUGUAAUUUGUUAUUUCUCUGGCUGUGUAUAAAAAGACAAUUUUUGUAUGUAAUGACCUAAAUACAUAAGGGGGGGGGGGGGGCGGCAUGUGCCCCCCACUUUUCAGAUAUUUUGCUUUGUAUUUGCUUUAUAAUAGUGUAAAAGUGUGUAAAUAUAAAAGUGUGCCCCCCACUUUUUGGCACCUUCCUACACCACUGUGUUCCUUUAAUCAGUCAUCAUAAUCGGCCGAUAGAAAGAGUGGUUGCAGGAUAAAAAAACAUUAAUUAAUUCAUGUACAUGAUAAGAAUCUCACAAAAAUGUCUACGUUAUUAAAUUAUGUGUUUUGUGAAAUAAAACGUUAUUCUAACAUCA